AUGGGUGCCUCUCCAAAAUGGGCUUCUUUUCUGCUGCUUUUCUUAUGUGUUGUUUUUCAUUUGGGUGCAAUCACCCUUGCCGAUCAAAGAGUUGAUGAAACUAGGUUUCGCAAUGAUGAUAACUACUGUGGAUGGGGCCGACGAUGUGGCGGUCGCUAUGGUCGUGGACGUGGAGGUGGACUAGGAGGUGGAGGUGGAUUUGGUGGAGGUGGUGGCUUUGGUGGUGGUGGUGGAGGUGGUGUUGGGGGUGGAUCGGGUCAUGGAGGAGGCUUUGGAGCUGGAGGAGGAGUAGGUGGUGGAGCUGGAGGAGGAAUUGGUGGUGGUGGAGGAGGAGGUGGAGGUGGAGGGGGAGGCGGUGGAGGUGGUCUAGGUGGUGGCUCAGGUCACGGAGGAGGCUUUGGAGCAGGAGGUGGUGUAGGUGGUGGAGUUGGAGGUGGCGCUGGAGGUGGUGGUGGUGGAGGAGGAGGAGGUGGUGGAGGUGGCGGUGGCGGUCUUGGUGGCGGCUCAGGUCAUGGUGGAGGCUUUGGAGCUGGAGGUGGUGUAGGUGGUGGUGUUGGAGGUGGGGCUGGAGGUGGUGGUGGAGGAGGAAGUGGUGGUGGAGGUGGUCUUGGUGGUGGUUCAGGUCAUGGUGGAGGCUUUGGAGCUGGAGGGGGAGCCGGAGGUGGUGGAGGGAGAGGAAAUGGUGGUGGUGGUGUUGGAGGUGGUGGAGGAUUUGGAAUUGGCAUUGGCAUAGGAGUUGGAGUCGGAGCUGGAGCUGGUGCUGGUCAAGGAUCCGGCAGUGGUUCUGGUGGCGGCAAUGGUGGCGGCAAAUAA
Hevea brasiliensis (rubber tree) is the source of this 813-nucleotide messenger RNA. RefSeq names its product glycine-rich cell wall structural protein 1-like. The record is from RefSeq and is a predicted model, not a curated record. The transcript has a single exon. NCBI's taxonomy places the organism in Eukaryota, Viridiplantae, Streptophyta, Magnoliopsida, Malpighiales, Euphorbiaceae. The coding region runs from base 1 to 813 and encodes 270 amino acids.